Messenger RNA from Alternaria ventricosa, 1209 nucleotides. RefSeq lists its product as uncharacterized. The record is from RefSeq and is a predicted model, not a curated record. The transcript has 2 exons. The coding region runs from base 1 to 1209 and encodes 402 amino acids. NCBI's taxonomy places the organism in Eukaryota, Fungi, Ascomycota, Dothideomycetes, Pleosporales, Pleosporaceae.
AUGGAGAUGUCUGAUGUCCUCGAUGACGAAACGACUGAGCGUCUAUACGAUGAGCAUGACCACGAAAUCGAAAUGUUUGUGGAGGAUGAGUCCGACAGGCCUCAGGAAGAGGCAGAGCCUGAGGACCUCGAUAAUGCAACGACUGAACGUCUAUAUGAUGAGUAUGACCACGAAAACGAAAUGCAUGUGAGGGAUGCAUACGACAGACCUCUGGAAGAGGAAGAGAUGGAGUCUGAUGACCUCGGUGACGAAACAAUUGAAGCGAUUGAGCGUGUAUACGACGAGAUUGACCACGAAAAGCUCAUGAAGGACAAAUACGACGGGCUUCUAGAAGAGGCGGAAGCUAGACAAUACGAAUACGACACCAACUUGUCGUCAGAAAUGGUAGACCUUCACAAGCAACGCGAUGCCCUUGAAAGAGGAUUGAGAAUCAUCACUCGUCGUCUGAUGUUCCAGCGAAUGCAAAGUCACCCCAGAGAACUUCGCGAUAUGGUCUAUGAAAGAAUAUUCGAGGACUCAUAUAUCAAGCUAGAGGCGGAGCAAAACGAAGAAGUCGAUCCAACCCACCAUCCAUGGGGAUGCUCGAUCAAACCCAGAAGCUGCAUCUCUUACGGCGAUCGGAUAGAUUUCGAGCUCUACGCUGCCGACGCUGCUAACGAUGCGAUGAAGCUUGAGCUAGCUCAAGCAUGGUACGAAGCGACGACUUUCUGGACUGCAGAUCCCUGCACCAUCGCUUCCUCCCUGUCCCGAUUCAAAUGGAGUGCUGGUCUAGAGAAGGCGCCACUCGACUUGAUCAAACACGUCGAAAUCUGGAUUCCUGUUGAAAAUCCCCGGGAUACUGCUAAGGAGACGACUAUCUUGGAGAGAUUUGAGUCUCUGUUCCAGCUCAACAAGCAAACGACCAUUACGAUAGCUCUACAAGACCUCUGUUCAUUCAUGGUCUUCAACAGCACCGGUAACAGCACAUACAUUAAUGGCCUGGAAAAGUACGCGGAGCGGGUAGAAUAUUUGCUUGAACCGUUGGCGCGCCUUAGAGGUGCGGGAUACAAAGUCGUAGUUCGAGCAGAGCAGGGCUUGAACUUCGUGGUUGAGCCGGAGGAGACUAAUCUGGGAGAGUGGACCAAGAAAAUCCGUGCGGCUAUCAUCAAGGAGAUUCCAAACCGAUCCUGGGCUUCGCAGGCUGGGAUGGAAGCCGUACGGGUUGUAUAG